Molecule: messenger RNA, 10643 nt
Organism: Mercenaria mercenaria
Lineage: Eukaryota; Metazoa; Mollusca; Bivalvia; Venerida; Veneridae
Product: tumor necrosis factor alpha-induced protein 8-like
Exons: 2
Coding region: 1512-2126 (204 amino acids)
Biological process (GO): regulation of apoptotic process
Cellular component (GO): cytoplasm
Source: RefSeq, a predicted model, not a curated record
AUGCUCUUUAUUACUUACCCGCAAUUAGUAUUAUCAAUAAAUUAUUGUAAUAGUGAAUAACUAUUUUCGUGCUUUCUAGCAGUUAAUAUUAUCAAUAAAUAAUCGUUAUAUCGUAUAAUGUUCGUUAUUUGGAAAAUGUCUAUUGCUACUUUAGUGCAGUAAAAUGAAUUGACCAGAUGCACUGUUGUUAAGUGCUAGACCGUGAAAUUGUAACAUGGAUUAAAGCUUGUGAGAGUGAUAGUUACAUUGUAAUCGUGACAGGCGUUCAUCUUUAAAACGCUGGCAAUUUUAGUUUCUUUUUUUUUUAUCAUGAAGAGUGUGAACAUGGAUUUAUAAUGUCAUGUAACCAUUGUGGAGUAUAUACUGUACAUGGCAUGUGUCUUAAUAUCUUUCAUAUGAUCCAAAUUUAGCACAUAAAAAAAAUUGUGCUGAUAAUUAUGUUAAAAAUUUUGUAAAAAAUGAAGAAACAUUGAAUUUUUCGAACAGACAGUCCUAAUUUUGGAAAUUUUUAUUGUCACUUUAAAAAAAAAAAUAAGAUAGUUACCUAAAAAUUUAAGAUUUAAGCUGUGUAAGAGAUAAUGAUGAGAUAAAUGAGAGAAAAAAAAUCAUAUUUUCGCAUUUAGGAUGUUGUUUUAUUGCUUUUUCUUAUGAAAUUAUCUCUUACUUGUUGUUUUGAAAUAUAAUGGUUAGGUUCACUGUUUUGAGGAAAAUUAAUGCAAACCAAAAAAAAAAAAAAAAAUGUACAUAUGUAUAAUUAUCAUAAGUUACUUAUUUUACAAAUGAUUUUAUAAAAGUGUUUUAAUAAUUUCUUAAGUACAUAAGAUAGAUAGAUUGAUGGAAUUUUAAAUAGAAAUUCUAUGUUAUUUAUCAUUCUGUAUCAAGAAACUUCAAUAUCAGAAACAGACCAGAUAUUGAUUAAUUGGAUUCUCUCUCGGAAAUCUGUAUUUACAGUAUGGUAUAUACAUACACUUGUAAUACCAUUUUGGAAACAUUUUUAUUUAUACACAUAAUAUUACUUUCUUUUUAUAAGUUUUUAAGACUUUUUUACUAGUAAUGUAGAAUCGUUCUGACAGAAGAAAACAAACUUAUUUAUAAAAUUUACAAUCAAAGUACAUAGUAGAAACUAUUAUUUGUUAUAAAGUACUCUUUUUUUUUUUUUUCGAAAAAUUUUUGUUAAUGUUUUGGGGUAGAUCUGGAAUUUUCAGUUUGUGUGUCAUGCAUUUUGUAGUGCUGCGGAGUGAAUCAGAAUCAGGGUGCAGUCUGUCUGUACUUAUAUAACUCACUUUGCUCGUUACUUUCAGCAGAAUUAAUAAUUUUCUUGUUGUCCUACCGGAUCUUUGGAAUGGAUUAAAAUUUUUGUUGUGCUUUCGAUAGAGGAAAAGGAUUUUACCAAAGGAAUGUAAUUUUAACAAAGUUAGGAAACAGAAGAAAAAAAAUAACAGUAUGAUUAUUGCAUGACUUUUUAUGGGAUUUUAAGUUUUAACUGAAAAAAAGUAAUAAGUGUGAAAAUAAUGGAUGAGUUUGAUAUUGAUGCUGAGUAUGAAAAAUACAUGGCUUCAGAGCCGGGUGCCGGUUUUGACUCGAAGGGUCUUGGACUGCGUGCACAGAAGAAACUGCUGGGAAAGAUGUCAAGUAAAAAAAUCGCAAAGGUUUUCAUCGACGAUACAACUGCAAGAGUGCUUGAUAAUGCUUAUCGUAUCUUGAAAGAUUACAUGCCAGCGAAAAAAGAUGCAGACAAAAUUCUCAAAUACGUGAUCAAAACAGUCGUCAAAAUCGGCAUUUUGUACCGAAAUGAUCAAUUUAAUGCAGACGAGUUGAAAAUUGCGGAGUCUUUCAAACAGAAGUUUCAUUCUGUAUCUAUGACAGUGGUGAGUUUUUACACUGUAGAUUUCACAUACGACAAGAACUUUCUGUCUCAUUCUGUUGAAGAGUGUCGUGAACUCCUGCAGCAGUUAGUCAAACGACAUCUCCAAGACAAGUCGAAAUCAAGGAUUGAUAUCAUAUUUGAAACAUUUAAUGAUCCUACUUUAAUGGAUAUAAUCUUCAAGCCAGACGGUAAAUACAAGGACAAUAUGGACAAAAUCACAACAGACAUGAGUACUUUAAUGGAUGAGGGCAAUUUGUGAACUGAUUGGAAUUUCUCCGAAAAUAUUGUAAUAGUUAGACAGUUUUCUGUUCAGUAUAUAAAGAAACUAUCGUGAGAGGGGCAUGCUUUCAGAUGCAUAUCACAUUAUCAGGGGUUUCAUUAAUUACAAAACUUGACAAUGGAAUUUGCAAAGUAGAAGCCAUGUCCAUGGGUCCUCCAGUAUAGAACUGCACUUGUCAUAGAAAAAGUAGCUGGGGCUUCAGGUCACACAUAACUGGGGAGAAUCCCCAUCCCUCGACCCUUGAUGAAACCAUGUUUCGAAACACGUACCAGUGCAGAGAAAAUAUCAGAAAUCGUACAGUUACUCUUGUAUUAAUAUUCAGAUUAAUGUAUAUAAAGUGAUCUGUCAAAUAAAGAUAAUUUUACAGCAGUUUUUUCUUGUGAAACUGAUGCAGAAGAGACCUUUUCUACAUAUUGUGAAAUUCUUAAUGUUCUUUGAGGAUUAAUUUUUGUAGAUUUUGUACUUGUGUCUCUCAGCAGAUUUGAACAUCAACAUCUUAUUCAUUUCAUCUUUAAAAUUUUAAAUCCACAAACAAAAAAUAUUCAAAUGAAAUACUAUAGCCGUUUUGGCCAAGACUGCCCACAAAUUAAGGGUUUUUUGAAGUAUUUUAUGUCUUUAGGAGCACUUUGGUUUAAUAUUUGAUGUAUUAUUACAAUGAUUACUUAAUCAAUAUCAAAAAAAAUUAAUAAAUUGCUGAGUCUGAAAGCAUGCUUCGUAACACAUUGGAUUUAGGUAGAAAUUCCUGAGAAAUAGUAAUCAAAAUGAAUUUGCUCAAAAUUAGAACUUUUAUGGCCUUUAGUGAAUAUGGUAACUGUGUUAUCAAUGCCAUAUAAGGACUGAAUAUAGUACAAACCAUGGCAUCAACACUUGAUUUGAACUAAUAUUAGUGCAAACCACACACAGUUGCAUGGAUCAAAUUAUGGGUACUUGUAGUUGCAUGGAUCAGAUUAUGGGUACUUGUAGUUGCAUGGAUCAGAUUAUGGGUACUUGUAGUUGCAUGGAUCAAAUUAUGGGUACUCAUAGUUGCAUGGAUCAAAUUAUGGGUACUCGUAGUUGCAUGGAUCAGAUUAUGGGUACUUGUAGUUGCAUGGAUCAGAUUAUGGGUACUCGUAGUUGCAUGGAUCAAAUUAUGAAAUAGCGUUGAGCAGGGAAACAGAGGUGCACCAGAAAAUAUUAUCAUAUAUUCAGCAGACUUUCCACUUAAUGUUAAUAAUAUGCCAUUCUAGCUUAAAAUUACUGCUCUUGUCACACCUUUCAGUGUAAUUGUUUGUGUUCCAUGGGCAACAUAACCAAUGCACGGCCCCAGAAUGCAUAAUUCAAUAAAGUUUGAAAGGAAAUAACAUCAUUGUCAUCAUUUAACUUUGAUAUUACUACACAUUUACCCAUUUAAUAAGCAUUUAACGAUGCACAGAUUUUUUCAGAUAUUAAAACACGAAUAAAAUUGUCCUAAAGUGACCACAUGGUGUUUUACAAGAUUUCAUUUUAUUUUUUGCAGGCUCUACUUAUAACAUAAAUUCUGAAAUUUCAUUUGGAUUUUCCGUCAUCAAGCUGCCUUUAUCUAGACAAACAAUAUAAUUAUAUUUAUCAUUAUCUGUUGUAUAAAUUUUGUAAGCAUGAGUGCAGAAAAGGUGGGGCAGUUAGGUCAAAUAGGGUUAUUCUUCCAAAUUACUUGCGGUGAUUUUUUUUUUACGUGUUACUGCUAUAUAUUUAUACAUUGUAUAACUGUAUGUAAGAUUUUUUUUUAAUUUGAACUGUAGGUUCAGUGUAUUUUUAACCAUGAAAUACGGUAACUUCCGAGGUGCUUGUUAUGACCAGUAUUGCAUUAAUUACUUAACCAGCAAUUGAUUCUGCCUUUGCGACCAGUGCAGACCAAGAUCAGCCUGCACAUCCAUGCAGGCUGAUCAUGGUCUGCACUGUUCGCGAUUCAUUCAGUAAAUUUUCAUUGAACACCCCUUCAAAUAGUAAAUGGUACUGCCCAGAUUGAAUGAUGGACCAGUCCAUUUUAGAAAUAUAGCAGGGUAAAGGUUAAAAGUACAAGGCCACAGUGCCUUUUAGACUGAAAAAUGUUUUGCAAAACAACUUGUGUUAGAUGGAGAGAACUAUUAAAGAACUAUUUAGGAAACCUCAGAUAAAACAGACCAUUUUCAUAUCCUGUCUGAGCUCUACUUUAUUUAUAGCAUGUCUGUAACAAACAUACUACGAUUAAUUAGUUCGCUGUUGUAAACAAAACAAAUGGUAAAAUGUUUUCAUCAUCUCUGUUAUUAUUAAUAAAAACGGUGUUAAAAUGGGAAAGAGGAAGACUUAACUGCCUUUGCAAAUGACUGUGAACUAUGCACAUUCCCAGCAAUAUAUGAGCCGCGCCAUGAGAAAACCAACAUAGUGGCUUUGCAACCAGCAUGGAUCCAAAUCAGCCUGCGCAUCAGUGCUGUCUGGUCAGGGUCCAUGCUGUUUGUAACAGGCUUUGAAAGUGAACAGCAUGGAUCCUGAUCAGACUGCACGGAUGCGCAGGCUGGUCUGGAUUCAUGCUGGUCGCAAAGCCACUAUGUUGGUUUUCUCAUGGCGCGACUCAUUUUUAUUCAUCGUUUUAUUUGUUCAUUGUAUCUGUAUGAAGUUGCCUGUAGUCAUCAACAUUUGGCUAAAAUUUUAAUGUUGUUGACCAUAUACCACCAAAUGCACGCACCCCAUUCUCUCCCAGGGUUUUGCAUUUUCAAAAGGGGCCUUUCUGUAAGUCAAUUUUUUAUCAUUUUCCAUUUCUGCUUUGUAAAUGAAUAUCAAAACUGUAAAUCUUUUUAUCAUGGUUGGCAUCAUGUUUGGUAUUUGGUACUGAUACUAAAAAUUACUUGCCACUUUAUGUAUAGUGCCAAAAAGGCGUCUGUGGACUACCCCUGCAAUUAAGUUCAUACUGUCAUUUGUAAAUGCACAUACAAAAAAUGAAUGUUUUGACAAACAUUAGGGUAUGGACUUUAUACUAAUGUUGAUGUAAACAUUUUUAUGCAUACUUUAUAUAAAUAGCCAUUUAACCCACCAGAAAAUGAGCAAUACUCAUGUGCAGUUUGAAUUUCAUAGUCAUUUGUUUUUUUCAAAAUAUAUAUUUGAGGCCAGAUGGAUGUACAUUUAUUUGCUUUUAAGAUACAUAUGCAAAAAAAAAGAUGCUGGCUACUAUAUUUUUACUUUUGUUUAGUUGCUUAGGUGGGGGGAAAUUUCGUCUGUUAUGUGUGGAAAAACCAAAGGAAAAGCUGAGAUGGGGGUCUGGUCUGCCUCAGCCAAAUUGAGCUGGGGAAAUGGAGGUAGAGGAGGAUUGUUUCUGUAUUCCAAACUCUACCCCACUUACCAUCACCCUUCCUGUUAACAGCAUAGUUAAAAGAUUUUUUUCUGUCCAAAAAACCAUGGUUAUGUUAUAUUUGUACUGUUCUCUACCAUGAUCAAUUAUAUUGUGAUGAUGCUUGUAACCAGUCUGUUAUUUACAUGUUGUAAUUAAUGUCAUAUUUUUUUCUAUAGCACUUUUAUGUUAUCUUUUCUUCACAUGCAAUAUCUGCGCUAGUGGUUUUAUAGGGUACAUACAGCUUGUUGAACAAAUAUACUUUGUCAUGUUAAUAUUUAGAAUUGACAUAUUUUUAUUGAUAUUUAAGUUUAUAGGAACUGUGGUGUGAAAAGUGUAUUUUUUUUAUUUAUUCUUUUUUUGCAGCUGAAUAUUCAGGGCUCAAAUUCAUCAAAGUUUUAAAAAAAGUCUGAAACUCGCACUUAAGAUUGAUAAAUAUUCAGUUAAUUGGCAAAUUUAUACUGAUGAAACUUUGCUGUUUUCUUUAGCUGCAGGAAGCACCCUCGUGUGAAGUUUUAUUAAGAUAAAUGCUGAUUUAAGAAUGACAGUACAAAGAGAAUAUUUAGCAUUUAAAAGUCCAAAUUUCAGACACAAGUUGUUGUUGAAUACAAUACUAUUUUUGCAAGUUCUGUAGUUUGAGUAAUUUUCACAUAAUUUUUGAAUAAUUGAUAGAAAACAGUCAUUUUUACAUUUUUAAGUUGCAAUGUGAAAAGCUGAACUAUUUUUAAAAAUGCUUGUAAGAUUUAAAUGUCAGUACAAGUAUUAGCAAAGAGUGAAAUUGUUUACAGUGAUUAAUCGAUGCAAAAAUGGCCUGUUGAUUAAUCAGUAUUAAAGAUCAUCAAUAUUAAUCAGUAACAGAAUAUCAUGAUUGUCAGUUAAUCAGUAUAAAAAUAGCCUGGUUGGUGAUUAAUCAGUAUAAAAAUUAGCGAUUAAUCAGUACAAAAAAGGUAUCAAAAAUAGCCUGAUUGUUGAUUAAUCGAUACAAAAAGGGGAUGAUUUUUGAUUAAUCAGUAUAAAAAUUUACUCAACUAAGUAAAGUAGAAAUCAUUUUCUAUGCACUAUAUUACAGAAGUACAACAAUGAUGCCACUGACAACAUAUUCGUUUAUGAUGACAUUUUUCUUUGAUGAUUACCUUAUGAUCAAUUCAUUCCUGUUUCUACUACUGCCUUGAUUAAUCAGGACACGAGUUUAGUUAGGGGGCAUGCUGUAUAACCAAACUCCUUUUGAUUGUGUUCAUCCACACCUGUUAACCAUGACAUAAUUUAUUUUUCUCUGGUCUUGUUGGUUCAUUAUUGUGUUUAUUGCGUAAUCAAGUAAUUUUAUGGACUUGAAAUUUUGUGGUUUUUGUCAUAUGAAUUCAUGGAUUUCAAAGUGUGAAGAUUACAUGAAAUAAAAAUUAUUUGACACAUUAAAGCCACAAAUAUUGGUUUCUCAUGAACAUUUAUGAUUUCAAAGUAUAGUUUGUUUUUUUUAAGUAACAAAUAUGUGAUUACUAUAUCUACAUUUGUUAUACAUGUUAUAUUAUGCAUAGUGUAUAUAUUAUCAGACUGACCGUGUAAGUACAUGUAUUUUUUUAUAGUAUAAAAAAUCCAAUUAGCAGUGUGACUGCUGAUAUUCGGUAUUUUGACAGAAAAAUGAUACUUCAUCAGAUAUUUUCACGAGACUAAAAUUUCGCUAUUUCUCAUAUUGGCAUUAGUUUAGGUAAUAUAUUUAUGAUACAGAUUGUCAGCUUGGAGAGUAAUAAUUUUUUCUUGUUAGUUUAAAGUGUGGCCAGAAUUUUCAUUUUUUUUUUCAGCAAAAUUUAAAUGAUCUCAAAAUAUAGUUUUCAUCUGGGACUAUUUUUCAAACAUUUGCAGGGAGCAUGUGAAAUACAAUGUUGACACUAUUAUUGGUCUCUUACAUUAAUUUUGCCUCCUCCUAAUUUUCAAAAAAAAAUGAGUAAAUAAAAAGUAAAAAAAUAAAUAAAAAAGAUGAAAACUGGUGUUGACUUUUUAAUCAUGAAAACUGCAAACCAUUGGACCUUUUGUAAAAUUAUAUGGUGUAAUUUCAUCUUGCAGUACACACAUAAUGCACUGAGUAAAGUACAAAGUGUUGUAUCUGUUUUGAAAUCAAGGUAGGACAGAACUGUCACCUUGAAUAUGUCACUAUUCCCUUCUUCACAAUGUAAUAUUUGAGAUUGUUCAUCUAGGGCUUCAUUUUUAUAAGGUUUUAUUAUUUCUAGAGAAUUAUUUUAUCUUACGUGUCAGUUGAGUAUAACUUUAUGCAUUGAGAUGAUAUAUUCAUCAUAUAUAAACAUGUGCGAGUGAACCUUAGCCCUUACCAUGCUUUGCCUUUGCGACCAGUGUAGAUCAUUAUCAAUCUGCACAUCCGUGCAGUCAGAUCAUGAUCUGCACUGUUCGCUAAUCAGCCAGUAUCUUUUUGGUAAGCACCCCUUUUAACAGUAAAUUGUACUGUCCAAAUUGGAAGAUUGACAAGUUCAUUGUAGAAAUUUAGCAUGGUAAGGGUUAGAAGUCCGUUUCUAGAUGAAAGAAAGUUUUUACCAAAGGCAACUUAUAUAUACAACAAAAGUUUCAGCAGAUUUAAGAGAAAUUUUCGUUUUUACUUUGAAAAUGCAAACGAGGCAGAUUUUGUAUCUCUUGAAAUAUGGUAAUGAUGUGAAUGCUAAGACUGUCUUUAGAAAUGUCAAACUUGAAACAUUAAAAGUAGAUAGUACAUGAUAUUUGCAUUAGUUAAGUAGAUUAAGUGAAUAUUCCAGUCAGAAUAGAUCUCAUGAUAUGUUGAUAAGGCAUAAAACAAUCUCAUGAUACAUUGAUAUUGUAUCAAAACAAUUGUUUUGGAGCACUUUAUGCUUCCAAAACUAUUUCCAUUGAUUUAAGAUAGGACUUCAAAGGAAAUAGGCGAAAUAUAAAGAAAAUUUAUGUCUUGUUUAUGAAUCUGAGAUUUUCACAAAUUGUUUGAGAUAACUUUUCGAUUGCAUAACUGAUCUGUUUUCAGUGGGUAGGAAUAGAAAGAUCUUAGGAUAGAAGUGUUAUUUUGACAGAAAAUUCUUGCUAACAUUCAUGAUAAACACAUAAUGGGGUACCACAAUUGCUACCUUGUCCUGUACUUCGUAAAAAUGGUUCAAGCAUGGUGUUGUAAUUAUUUUUUAUUAUUAAUUAGUGUGCAUACAAAGAGAAACUUUUAAUAGGUGCUUCUGUGUUAUUUUAUAGAAUAUUUAUCUAUAUACACCAUCUUAUUUUCACUCGUUAAGGUCUCUGUGAAGUUGUUUCAAUCUCUUAUGCAGUAGCCUCCCCUUACAGGAAAGAGAUUCAUUAAAGUAUUUUUAAGGGAGGUAAUUAAUCUAGGGAGUUCAAAAUUAUUUAACUGAACUUUGCUACGACAUAUUUCUGGAAUUACUCUCAACAUGAAAGGUGUAUGUUUCUAUUUGAUGUCAGGUUUAUAAGACACAAUUCAAAAAUUUUACACUGAUUCUGUCUGCUUAAAAUUUUGGUACACAAAAACAUACUACCUUAUUUCACUGUCAUGGGACUGCAAAAAAAUGUAUCAGACCAGAUAUACAAUACAGAGCAGUCUUAGAGCAGAGGAAAUUAUUUGACAUUUCAGAUCAUCAAUAAUGGGAUAAUGACCUGUCAGACCGGACACUUCUUGGACCUUAAUAAGUAUCUUACAAGACAAUUGUUCAUUACAUGUGCUCAGUAGGAAGUAGAUUGUGAGACUGUCUUUUUUCUUCCUUCUUUGUAGAGAGUACCUUAUACUUCUUUUUAAAGAGUAUUGUUAUCUUUAAUACUUACUUUUAGAUGACUGGCUUGAUAUAACAAUAAAUUUGAAAGUUUAAUGUUCUUUUGAACAUGUUUUCUCUGUGCUGAUAGUUUUGUUAUUGGUUGAAAGUUUGACCUAAAAUGUAUUUUAUUAAUAUUUUGUUUGUUAAAUUCAUAUUUCAUAUAUAUAUAUAUAUAUAAAUGUUACAUUUGGUGUGCAUGUGUGCUGUUUUCAGUAUAGAUUUUGCUACCAUAUUUACUAUCAUUUGUGAUAGUUAUGCAAAACUAUUUUCUCUAUACUUAAAUAUUAUGUUUUUGUCAGAAAAUUAGACAAAAUGAUGGAUAGAAAAGUUUUUGUAUAAAAGUUCUUAAGAAACUAAUGUGUGAUAAGUGAAAGGGUUCCUGUAAUAAUUGGUUAUAAAGUACAAAAUAAAUGACAUGAAAUAUUUGGUCACUUAAUUACAUAAACCAUCAAUAACUGUAAAAUCAGAUAUUUUACCUGACUUAAUGUUUGUUAUGUAUAAAAUUUGAAUUAAUUUGUGUAAUAGUGAUAUAUGUCAAACUUAACAAACAGACAUAAAAUGAUGAAGAUAGCAAUAAUAACAUAUUCACAAGUACUUAUUUUUGUGAAUACAGAUGCUGCAAAUAUAGUGAGAAAAAUUCCCAUGCCAAAAUUUCUGAUUUUACAGUAGUGUCAUGUAUAACAACAUAGAUAAAGCAUAUCAUUGCGGAAAGUUGGAUCGAUCAGUGUAAAGUGAUUUCGAGAAUAAUUGAAUUAUUCAUUAUCAUGGUAUUCGUUCAUCUUGAGAUACCCAUGAAUAUCAUGUUUCAUGACUAUACAUGGUUACAUGUAUAUUAGUGGAACAAGACAUUUACGAGUAUCUGACAUAGAUAUUCAGUGUAUUUUUAACUUUCUGAAACAGUUUAAAGGGACAUGUCUCUAAAUGAACACCAAAAUUUUAAUAAGCAACAUCCAACAUAUUCUGUCUUAAUUGUUUAAAAACAGUAUUCUUUAAGAAGCCAUUUUAUGAAUAGAAUAUAAAGAAUACUAUAUAUAUAUUUUUAUGACUUACACCUUUCAAUGAUUUUAUACAUGUUUGUUUAUACAUAAUUCCUGUCUGGAACUCACUGACUCACGAUAAGUUUUCUUGCUAUUGACAAUGACUUACAUGCGAAUACAACUUCAUUAUUUCAAAUAAACACGGAGCUAUGUCCCUUUAAGAAAAAAAUGUCUUUUUAAAAAAGAUGGCAGAGUGCCAGGUAUAGAGACAUGGAUAGCUUUGAUCUGCAUAACAAGUGUGCAUGCUACAGAAAUAUAUAUUGUACAUAUGUUAUUAUGUUUUUAUGUACUUUUAGCAAUAACCAAUAUGAACCAUGUAAGAAUCUAAUUAUUGGACAAUAAAGAGGUGCUAAUGUUG